Molecule: messenger RNA, 1092 nt
Organism: Acaulospora morrowiae
Lineage: Eukaryota; Fungi; Glomeromycota; Glomeromycetes; Diversisporales; Acaulosporaceae
Source: the annotation of a GenBank genome assembly
AUGGAUGGUCCACAUAUCGGGACUUCUGCAGAAAAUUUUUUCCAGAGUGAUCAUGACCUCUCCGUUCAGAAACGUCGGGCAGCUAAACAAAACAAUAAAUCUGGUGAUCCAAUCGUUUGCACAUCCAAAGUUCUAUGCAUGCUGCUUCCUGAUGAACCUAAUCAUAUUUAUAUUGGAGAGUCUGGAUUCAUCGCAAGAAAGAAGAAUUUGUUGACUGGUAAGACCGUAGGGACAUUCAGCGGACACAAUGGUCCAGUCACUUGCCUUGCCUUGUGGUAUAAGGACGGAGCGGCUUAUCUCAUUACCGGAUCUUGGGACAAAACACUCAGAAAGUUUGAUGUUGAGAGCAAAGAAUCCCUUGUUACUUUUACCUAUCACACAGAUUUCGUAAAGUCCCUGGUUGUUUCACACACACGAUCUAGGCUUUACUCUGGCUCCUCGGAUCAGGAUAUCCGUUCAUGGGAUCUUCUCACCGAUAAACCGUUGCAAGUGUUCAAGGGUCACAAAAGGGGCAUCGAGGACCUCGCCUUUGACGAAGGAGAAAAUUUUUUAUAUUCUGCAUCCUCGGACAGAUUGGUGAUGAAAUGGAAUCCUCUAACUGCAGAGUGUUUGCAAGUAUUCGAAGGACACCUCACCAGCAUAUAUUCUUUAAAGGUUUUUGAUGAGGAGAUGUGGACAGCCUCGGCUGACAUGACGGUCAAAAGAUGGGACCUGAUAACUGGAAAACCGGAUACGAGUUUUGAUCAUCCAGAUUUUGUUAAAUGCAUUGCAUUUUUCGGAUCAUAUGUUAUCACGGGUUCUCGUGAUGAGAUGAUUCGAAUUUUUGAUAUUGGGAGUGGGAAGUUAAUCUGUGAGAUUGAAGGUCACUUUGACGAGGUUUCUUGCAUGGCGAUUAGAGGAACUACAUUGUAUACCGGUUCAUUGGACUGUACCAUAAGAAAGUGGUUACUCGUUGACAUCAUUAACCCAAAAAAAGAUGAGGAAGUUGGAAGUCAAGUAAAAACUGAGGUGUCUGUUUCUCAAAAGGAGGUAAUGCUCACUGAAGAGGAGGAGAAAGAACUUGCAGAAUUAUUGGGAAGUGAUGAUGAAUAG